AUGUCAGCUAGGCAUCUGUUUACAUCAUCUGACGGCCUCGUCAACAAGGCACUCCGAGGCAUCAUCACCUACAACCCCUCUCUCAGCUUGGACGAAGCCAACCGAGUCGUCUACGACACCACCUACGACAAGUCCAAAGUCGUCAUCAUCAGCGGAGGCGGCUCCGGGCAUGAGCCCGCAUGGACCGGCUAUGUAGGCCAAAACAUGCUCGCAGCUUCUGUCCAAGGAGACAUCUUUGCCAGCCCCAGCACCAAGCAGAUCGUUGCCGCAGUGGAUGCCGUUCCAAGCGACAAAGGCACCAUUCUGGUCAUCACAAACUACACCGGUGACUGUCUGCACUUUGGAUUAGCCAACGAAAAAGCCAACGCCAAGGGCCACAACUGCCGGACCAUCAUCUGCGGCGACGAUGUUUCUGUCGGCAAGAACGGGAGCAUGGUUGGCCGUAGAGGCUUGGCUGGCCAGAUUGGCGUCCUCAAGGUCAUGGGCGGAGCUGCUGGUGCUGGAGGCUCACUGGACGACGUUUACAAUCUGGGUGUGGCAUUCUCACAGCAGAUUGUGUCCAUUGCGGCAACCUUGGAUCAUUGCCACGUCCCAGGACGCGCUGAACAUGGCACGCUUCACGAGGACGAGGUCGAACUAGGCACAGGCCCUCAUAAUGAACCUGGAUAUAAGAAACUAUGUCCCGCGCCAACUGCAUCCGAACUGGUUUCACAGAUUCUACAACACUGCCUUGAUGAAAACGAUCCCAAACGCGGCUAUGUCCGCUUUGCCCCUGGCGAUGAAUCCAUACUGCUCGUCAGCAACUUCGGCGGCAUGUCGCACCUCGAAAUGGGCGCUCUUGUGGACGAGAUACUGGAGCAGUUGGCAAGAGACUGGAAGAUUGAGCCGGUACGGGUAUGCGCCGGCUUCCUCGAGACAUCUCUCAACGCUCCUGCAUUCUCCGUAUCCGUCAUCAAUGUCACCGCCGCCGCAAAGAACUGCAGCUACUCUGUCGAAGAGAUCAAGUCUUUCUUUGACGCCAGGACGACGACGUUCUGGGAGUCCAUGGCUGGGUCCCAGGCACGGCGGCGGACGCGGCAGCAGCAGCUUGUUCAGCCGCCGAAUGAAGGAAUCAGAUCGGUAGACGAGUUUAGCGAUCUGACGAUUGAUCCUGCGCUUCUGGAGAGUAUGUUAAGAAAUGCUUGCGAUGCUCUCAUCCAAGCUGAGCCAGAUCUCACCAAGUGGGAUACUGUCAUGGGUGAUGGAGACUGCGGAGAGACGCUCAAGACUGGUGCCACUUCUCUGCUCAAGGCCCUCGACUCAGGAUUAGCAAAAUCCGGGUCAGUUGUCAAGAUUCUGCUGGAGCUCGAGGACAUUGUGGAGAGCAAGAUGGGUGGUACUCUGGGCGGCAUCUUGGGCAUCUUCUUUGUCUCCUUACGUGCGGCCAUCGAGAAGAAUAUCGGACUAGCUCAUAAUCCGAUCUUGCUCUGGGGAACAGCUGUUACAACAGCUCUCGAAAGCCUCAGGAGGUAUACGCCUGCCAAGGUCGGAGACCGCACUGUCAUGGACACGCUCAUUCCUUUUGCCGCUGUGAUGAGCGAGUCGGGCUUUGAUGACGGCGUCAAGGCGGCACAGGAUGGAGCGGAUGCGACAAAGACGAUGAAGCCAAGGCUUGGAAGAGCCACAUAUGUUGGAGUGUCGAGUGAAAACAAGGAGCUGCCUCCUGAUCCGGGCGCUUGGGGGGCAAUGGUCGCGAUUCGUGGUUUGCGACAGGGUCUGGUUGAAGCAGUGUAG
Messenger RNA from Trichoderma citrinoviride, 1773 nucleotides. Its product is annotated as glycerone kinase. Gene Ontology annotation, molecular function: ATP binding; glycerone kinase activity. Bases 1 to 1773 code for a protein of 590 amino acids. The record is from RefSeq and is a predicted model, not a curated record. Gene Ontology annotation, biological process: glycerol catabolic process. The transcript has a single exon. NCBI's taxonomy places the organism in Eukaryota, Fungi, Ascomycota, Sordariomycetes, Hypocreales, Hypocreaceae. Gene Ontology annotation, cellular component: cytosol.